CAAUCUAGGAGUCACAAGGACAGAGGAUCUCACCAGUUUCCCAGUUUCCGACAUUUAACGUAUUCCAGAAUAUUCCAGUAGUCACAAGACACAGGAUUUCUCAAGAAUUCAUUUGCCCGUUUCCGAUUCAACGUAUUCAAAAUCCUCCACUAUGGGUUCCUCAUUGUCCAAAGUCAGGGAUGGAGCGCCAUUGCGAGUAACAGCCGCGGGUGCCUGCCCAGAAGGAUCAAAGAGUCUGAACAAUGAGCAAUAUCUCAGUUUCACUAUCACAAUUCCCAGGCCUUCAGCCUGGUUUCGGCCAAAGAGUUUCGAUGGCAGGGCUUCGACAGCAUCACUCAUACCAACGAUCUUCAGGACCGUGAAGAAUGCGCCAUUACCGGAGCGACAAGCCUACUUCCGGUUUCUGGACCUUCCUUUGGAAAUCCGAUUUAUGAUUUAUGAGGAAGUGCUCGUCGUGGGGAAGGUGUUCUACACGCCCACUGAUUAUGACCUCUCUAACGGUGAACGGUGUGACAAUUAUCAGUCAUUCAAGAAACCUGAAUUGCAGCUUCUAAAAGUCUGCAAGCGAAUUCACGCUGAGGCUGAGCCUAUCUAUUUGGCUAAAAAUCUGUUCGUCCUUCCCGUCGACUGGUUCAAGCACUCCCCUUUCCGCUCCCCUGGGGGUACCUCAUCGUCUCGUUUCCUCUUCUCAGAAGCGGGGCUCUCACUCAUCAAGAAUGUCAGCCUUGGGAUUGAUUUCGAAGUUUGUCGGACAAGUUGGGAUAAAUUCAACAAUUACUAUUGGACCAUAUCGCGGAAUGAGUGGCAUAGCUUUGCUUCAAAGAGGCCGUUCGCAAAACUAACACAGCAGGAGAAACUCGAGGAAAUGCAUGAAGCUUUAGAAGUCAAUCGCCAAUUUGACUGGGGGUUUAUUGAGGAUAAACUGUCAAACUUCAGGACCACCCUGAAUUACGUCGAGCUCGACUUCACGAAUAUCUACUGCCUUUUAGGGGAAUGCAGGCCAAUGGACAUGGUUGACAUUGGCUACUGGAUCUCUACUCUUGAUCCAUCGACCCUUAUCGUGAAAGGCCUGUGCUCCAGAGCGGAGCGGGAGCAGUUCAUUGCCAUCGCUCGGAGGAGGGGCCUAACUCAUCAGAAUCUGCGAAUACAGCAUGGACUUCGGUUUGUGAAGAGGAGCGACAAAAGCCAGUGGGACUCCUACAUGGCGGAGACUCCUGAUCCGAGCUGCAAAGACGACGGCGAAUCAUGCGAGGGAGAAGUGGACACAGAUGAAGAGGGGAUGGACUCAGAUGAGGAAUGAUACUGGAGCUCGCUGAAUGCUAAAGCAAUUCUCCCCUGAUGCGGCAGCAAUUCAUUCUGGCAUAUUUUCGGAUGGCGAUUUGCAAGAUUUGUCAGCGACAUAUCUGGCAUAUAGCUUCUCUCUCUGCUCAAGAUCUAUGGAACGGAGGCGUGUCUCUCGCCCAAAGGUUCUGGCACACUUAAGCAGCAGAAACUUUUCCACUUAUGGCGAUUCAGAAGUCUGCUGUCUUUCAUCCCUUUUCGUUUCAUCGAG
Westerdykella ornata is the source of this 1552-nucleotide messenger RNA. RefSeq lists its product as uncharacterized. Bases 152 to 1300 code for a protein of 382 amino acids. The record is from RefSeq and is a predicted model, not a curated record. Lineage: Eukaryota; Fungi; Ascomycota; Dothideomycetes; Pleosporales; Sporormiaceae. The transcript has 3 exons.